This is a messenger RNA of Anoplopoma fimbria (sablefish), 5532 nucleotides long. It is a transcript of the gene cped1, whose product is annotated as cadherin-like and PC-esterase domain containing 1. The record is from RefSeq and is a predicted model, not a curated record. Bases 159 to 3239 code for a protein of 1026 amino acids. Lineage: Eukaryota; Metazoa; Chordata; Actinopteri; Perciformes; Anoplopomatidae. The transcript is spliced from 21 exons.
CUUUAAGGAGACGGUGUCGCUGCAGUGUGGAGACCGAUACAGAACUCUGUAGACCCGGUCGGACCAGGUGUUCGGGUCCCGCUGAUCAAAGCUGUCUGGACUUUAAACUCAGUUGAUCUUUGUGACUCUGUGGAUCCACCUUUAUGUGAACUCUGUCCAUGUUGGAGGAUCCCGUCCGACCCCGUCCGACCCCGUCCGACCUGAGCCCGUGUGGAGCAGAUGCAGCAUGUGGAGUGAUGCUGCUCCGCCGCCGGUUCUGCUCCGGUCCGCUGCUGCUGCUGCUCGGGGUGGCGGGGUGUCUGUUCUACCAGACCCUGAUGGUGGCCCGGAACCGGCUCCGGGCCGGACCGCGACGACCCGCCGCCCACAUCCAGAGCAGGAGGCCGCCAGAGGAGGUCCUGAUGGAGGAGACGGGGAGCUGGAUCUCCAGUCUGGAGGCUCUGCGGAGAGAGACCCAGAUCCAGGUCUGGUCCCAGCAGCCCCCCCGCCGGCGUCGUGCCGUGGUUCUGACGGGUCGCCACCUGGUGUCGGACCCUGAGGUCCAGCUGUAUCAGCAGGUCCUGCAGCAGAUGGACUACGAGGUCCAGCUGUCCAGAUACGCCGAGACCAGCAGCUUCCUCCGAACCAACCACGGUGUGAGGGGGUGGAGCCUGUUGCUGUGUCUCAGUAGUUCAGAGAGAAGCUGUCUGAGGAGAAUCUCCUUCUCUCACCUGCAGCAUCAUCAGACGGUGAACCUGUUGCCCAGGAUGAUGGAGGCGUUCUCCGAUGCAGGCGGAGGACUGUGUCACUUCUACACUCAAUCACACCUGACAGGAUCUGAACUACCCAUGAUGCAACAUGCCUGUGGACCGACUAUUCAGAAGCUGCAGGUUCCUCAGGACUCAGUGGAAGGGGACAGUCACUCACCUGCCGGAGCUCCGCCUCCUGCUCUAGUUGCCAUGGUGAAUAUUUACGUCCUGGUGACAUCAGUGAAGCCGCUGACCUCCUUCCUGCAUGACAUCAGCGUGGUGACGACCAAUCAGGAGCAGCGGGGACGGCCCACAAAGCUCGGGAACUUCCUGCUGCAGCAACUGGGACCGACCAUAUCCCAUGAUGCCUUGGGGCAGAUAAAGAAGGUGAUAGGUGACGUGCUGCUGGCCGCCCUGUCGACCAAUGAGAAGCAACAAACUGUCAGCAGGUGUGUGUUGUGUUACCAGUUGCUGACCUUCACUCUGCUCUUCAGCGGCUCCAUCACACCUGUCAUAGUCCAGGUGGAAACUGAUCUGACCUUCUCUGCUCUGAGAGGAGACACCUUUGAUGGACAGAUCACCAAAGACCUGAUCCUGGAGGACACGCUCCGCUUCCUGCACCUGUCCUCACAGACACACCUGUCCUCAGAGACACACCUGUCCUCACAGACACACCUGUCCUCAGAGACACACCUGUCCUCAGAGACACACCUGUCCUCACAGACACACCUGUCCUCAGAGACACACCUGUCCUCAGAGACACACCUGUCCUCACAGACACACCUGUCCUCAGAGACACAGACCGAGGGGAGACAGUACGGUGGCUGCAGAGGGACACACGGCAUCUGUUUGUCAGAGGACGAGUUUCUUCUUCUGCUUCAGUUUCAGCAGCAGAUGAAGACGCCUUCAGCUUUUCAACUGCUGUAUCCUAGCUGCUCCUCCUCCUGCUCCUCCUCCUCCUCCUCCUCCUCCUCCUCCGGUCCUCUCAGUGUCUCAGAUCUUCAGAUCCGGAUCAGCCGGUACUACGAGCUCCAGAGGAACCAGAGCUUCAUAACUGAUGAGACAGAAGAACGGACCAAUCAGGAGCCAGCUCUGUCUUCUCCUCAGGACGAGUUUGGAGGUAGAGGUCCCUGUGUGGACCCCCACCUCAGACAGAUCUACACCGACCCCCCCCUCACCCUGACCCCGCCCUUCAGCCCCUGGGUGAAGGAAUAUCGGGCCGAGGUGACCUUUGACACCGUGACGGUUCGAAUCCGGCCGCAGCCCGUCAGCUCAGCCUGCUGGGUCCACCUGGACGAGCACCGGGGCCCCAGGAUGGCGAACUACCCGGUCGGCCUCGGCAACAGCAGGAUCAGCAUCCUGGUGACGGACGGCGGCAAGCCGGAGCCGGUCGUCAUGACGAUCUACACCGUCCACGUGUACCGAGAGAGCCGGCCCAGCCUGCCCAUGUUCGGGGAUCACGUGACCUGCGGCUUCGUGCAGGACUGUGGUCUGCUGGUUCAGCCUGGUCGGUCUUGUGGUCUCCAGCCUCUCAUCAGGACUCAGAGUCCACUUCAGGGUUCACUUCAGACCUGCAGCUCAGGACAUGAACCAGGUCGGUGGGUGGUUCCGUGUCUCAGCUGUUCUGACAACAGGACGUGUGAUUGGAGGGAGGUUGCCUGGCAACCAGACAGCUGUUAUCACCCGUUGGUGGAUCGCCCCCUUCUGCAAGACUGUCUGACGGACAGGAAGGUGUUGUUUAUCGGCGACUCCACCAAUCGUGGGAUGAUGUACUUCCUGAUGGAGCGGUUGAACUCCAGUCUGGAGGACUGGGGGAAAGCUCACGACACGCUGGUCUACGGGAACCUGAACGGGGGCCGGACUCUGGUCAGCUACUCGUAUUAUCCUCAGUUCUGGUUGGAGAAGAACCAGAGGCCCACCUUCAGACAGGCUCUGCUGCAGCUGAUCGACAGGUCACGACCUCUGGUGAACUGUAACCGGACCGUCUUGGUGGUGGGAGGAGUCCAGUGGCUCAACACCAAUCACCUGAGGACGGUCAGAGAGGUGCUGAACAGAGAGUCUCUUGGUGAUGUCCUGGUGCUGGUGAAGUCCUUGGGGAUGGGUUUCCAUCUUCCUGUAGACGGGGUCCGGUCUCUCAGUCUGAAAGAGAUUCAGGAUCUCUACAGAGAGAACCAGAACAUCAUCACCACAGCAAAGCAUCAUGGGUACGAGGUGAUCGACACAUUCAGCAUCACGAUGGGUCGAUACAAAGAGUUCCUGCAGGGACGAUGUGCCUGCCACUUCCAUGAGGUGGGGAAGUUUUGGUCCUCCAGGCUUUCAGAGGACACAACGUCCACAACCAACACGACCAGAUCCACCAGAACUGGACCUAAACUCAGUAGCCAAUCAGUACUGCAAGACACAGACCAGGAGGCGUGGCCUAAAGCUUCGUCCUAUCACGUGAGAGGACCAGUGAACCAGGUGUACUCUGAGAUCCUGCUGAGCCGCCUGUGUCCCAAAACCAGAAACUGAACAAUUGAGAGAGAGUGUGUGUGUGUGUGUGUGUGUGUGUGUGUGUGUGUGUGUGUGUGUGUGUUUGUGUUUGUGUGAAGGUCAGCAGGGUUACGGUGCUGAAAGAUGAAAAGAAAGAAAAAGACUGAAAGCUGAAACAUUUUCCACUUUUCCUCUCCAGGUGGACUUGAAGGUGUGAUUGUACUUUGAUUGUACUUUGAUUGUACUUUGUACUUUGAUUGUAAUUUGAUUGUAAUUUGAUUGUACUUUGUACUUUGACAAGUACUUUACUUAUUUUGUUUUGAUUCUCAACAAGUUCUAAAAGUGACAAAAAAACCAUCCAGACUUUAAGGUCAAAGGUGAAAACAAACAGUAUCUUUACACAUUGUUCUAUGCAAAACCAUAAGAGACACAAAAUCACCAGAAACCAUAGAUUAUAAUCUGAAUUGACUUCCUUCUUGUGCACUACGCUGAACUUUAGCUUGUUUGUAGAGGUUGGUCUUGUUUUUUGGUAAUAAUUAGUGAUAACUAGUUCUUAAUGCACACAAGUUAGCUUCAAAUGCAUCAGCUGGUUUCUGAUCUUCACUAACUAGUAUUAGAGUAGAGUAUAACUAGUUUUGUCUAGUCCAAAGCUCACUUGCCAGUUUCAGUGCACACUAGCUACUUUCUUACACACAUUAACAAGUUUUUGAUGCAUACUAACUAGUUUCAUAUGCAUAUAAACAAGUUUAUGCAUAUGUAAUAGUUUGUAUACAUUCUCACACAUUUAUGAUGCAUAAGAACUAGUUUGUUAUGUAGACUAGUUACUUGUGCAAAGUAGCUAGUUAUUAUGCAUACUAACUAGUUUGCAAUGCAUACUAACUAGUUUCGGGUUCAUACUUACUCAUUUUUGAUGCAAACUAGUUUCGUAUGCAUACCAACACGUUUUUGUGCAUAAAACAAGUUCUUAUGCAUACAAGCUACUGUAAUACGCAUAGUGACUAUUUUUUGAUGCAUACUUACUAGUUCUUACGCAUACUAACUUGCCUCUGGUGCAUACUUUAGAGAUUCCGAUGUUUGCUAGCUAGAUUAAAUAAUGUACCAACUAUUAUGUUUUGCAUAUAAGCUAGUAUCUGAUAUAUACUUACUAGUUACCAUGUGGAGCAACUAGUUUGGGAGGCAUACUUUCUAGUUUCUGGGGCAGACUCACUAGUUUCUUAUGCAUACUAACUAGUUUUGUAUGCAUACAAACUAGUUUGUGAUGCAUGCUAAUUAGUUUGUAAUGCACAGCUACGUUUAGUGAACGAUAACUAGUCCCUGAUGCAUACUUACUAUGUUUAGUGAACGAUAACUAGUCUCUGAUGCAUACUUACUAGGUUCUGUGUACAAUAACUAGUCUCUUGUGCAUACUUACUAUGUUUUGUCUACAGUAACUAGUCUCUUGUGCAUACUUACUAGGUUUUGUCUACAGUAACUAGUCUCUUGUGCAUACUUACUAGGUUUUGUCUACAGUAACUAGUCUCUUGUGCAUACUUACUAGGUUUUGUCUACAGUAACUAGUCUCUGAUGCAUACUUACUAUGUUUUGUCUACAGUAACUAGUCUCUUGUGCAUACUUACUAGGUUUUGUCUACAGUAACUAGUCUCUUGUGCAUACUUACUAGGUUUUGUCUACAGUAACUAGUCUCUUGUGCAUACUUACUAGGCUUUGUCUACAGUAACUAGUCUCUUGUGCAUACUUACUAGGCUUUUCCUGUAUGUUUCUGUAGAGGAACAUCCUCGGUCAUAUUAUAGAGGCUAAUAUCUGAUUUAAUUUAAUGACUAACGUCCGACUCUCUAACCCAGGUCAUCCUCUUUGCCUCUUCCAUAUAUAUAUUUAUAUGUAUAAACCUCAGUAUUGACUUUAUUUUGUAUAUCAAAUAAUAUUCAGAACCAAAGAUUUGAUGAUAACUGUUGAUCAUGUAAAAGAAAGUCUUAUUGAUUCUCUGCUAAUGUGUCUAUAUUUUUCUACAGAUGUAUAUUGUACCUUUAUCUCUAAACAUGUUUACAAGCUGGAAAAUAGAAUAUAUGAACAUUUAUAUGAAUGUUGUGAUUCUCCUCUGCUCUUUAAAAUAUAUUUAAAUGAAUAUGUUUACCAGAAAGCUAAAACACACAAACACAAUUAAUCAAUAACAAACACAACUGUGACAAAUGGAAAUCUUUAUUUAGUUUUUCUUUCUUCAAUGUAUUCCAUGAAUGUUCAAGAAUCUCAUAUCAGAUGUUUUUUCUACCUAAACUUUCACCUUUGUUUUUUAAACUGUGUAGAUAUUUGUUUUAUACAUUUUAAUAUAUCCUUU